Messenger RNA from Puntigrus tetrazona (Sumatra barb), 1683 nucleotides. RefSeq names its product inositol polyphosphate-1-phosphatase (gene inpp1). The record is from RefSeq and is a predicted model, not a curated record. Gene Ontology annotation, molecular function: inositol-1,4-bisphosphate 1-phosphatase activity. The transcript has 6 exons. NCBI's taxonomy places the organism in Eukaryota, Metazoa, Chordata, Actinopteri, Cypriniformes, Cyprinidae. Bases 215 to 1357 code for a protein of 380 amino acids. Gene Ontology annotation, biological process: phosphatidylinositol phosphate biosynthetic process.
UCCGAGGCGUUUCCGUUACUUAAAACAUCUGCGUUAAAAUGCGCUGGCGUCACGCAGCAGAGAUGAAGUGUGUGCGCGCUUUUAGACGGAGGAUCGGUACAGGAGCCUGACAGACAGGAAGCGCUCGACUUCUACUACACCUAGACGCGACAGAUCGAAUUUUUUAGUGUGCUGAAAUGUCCCGGUCGUUCUGUGUGAUUCAGAGGCCUCAGGUAUGGCAGGGUUGUUGCGGCUGCUCCUGAGCGUGGCAGAAAAAGCCGCCAAUGUGGCACGGGUCUGUCGACAGGAAGCACCGCUUUUUGAACUUUUGGUGCAGGAAAAGACCGGAGCCGACAAAAACAAGAAAUUUGUCCAGGACUUUAAGACGCUCGCCGACGUGUUGAUCCAGGAAAUGAUUCGCCAUGACGUUUGUGCCCAGUUUCCGGAAUUGAGCGGAUUCAUUCACGGAGAGGAGUCCAACAAGUUUGAGAAUGGACUCGGAGAGAGCGUUACUGUGACGGUGUGCGCUCAGGAAGAGGACACCACCGCUCUGUUGGCUAAAGUUCUGGAUGGCGAUCAAAAGGCAGCGUCCCUCCUGACCAAAGUGAUCCACCAGGACUUUCAGAUUAGAGACGAGACGGCUGAAUCCCUGCAGCUGUCGGUCAGCCCAGACCAUUUGGCCAUCUGGAUCGAUCCCAUCGAUGGAACAAGUCAAUACAUUGAAGGGAAAGAGGAAGAAGAGCCGGACGAAGGCUUUUGUUCAUCCGGUCUCCCAUGCGCUCUGGUUCUGAUCGGGGUUUACUUGCGGUCCACUGGUCAACCGGUCAUGGGCGUCAUAAACCAGCCGUUCAACCGCAAGGACGCCACGGGGAAAGGAUGGAAAGGCCAGCACCUCUGGGGCGUCUCGUAUGGAGACGUGAACGUCUGCUCCUUCACGCACCGCAGGCCGCCGUGUCCGCAGAAGAAAGAAGGCCUGUCUGUGCUGCUGAGCUCCAGCGAGAGGCCGGCGGUGAAGGAGGCCCUGGCAGACAUUCCCAGCAGCUCGCUGAUGUACGCGUCCGGCGCCGGAUACAAGAUCCUGUGCGUGAUCCAGGGUCUGGUGGACGUGUACGUGCUGUCCGAGGGCAGCACGUUCAAGUGGGACUCGUGCGCUCCUCACGCUCUCCUGCGGGCGCUGGGCGGCGGCGUGUCGGACCUGAGCGGCUGCGUCCGUGCCCACGUCUCUGGAAACCAGGGCCACAGCGCUGAACUCACCUACCAUCAACCGCACGAGCAAAGCCAGGGGGUGGACCGAUGGGCGAACCGAGGAGGGAUAAUCGCGUAUUUGGACUCCGGCGUAAUCGAUAAAGUCGUGGCGGCACUCGCUGCGAAGAUAUGACAACGCAAGAGCUUAGUGUAUGCAGGUGUACGCUUGAGUUUUUUUUUUUAUGCAUAAUCUUACGUUGCUUACGAUGCAAUUUUUAUGUUACGAUUUAGUGGCGUAAUCAAAUAUUAAGGAUGUAGCUUUUUCAGGAAUAUAUAUAUAUCUACGUAUCUACAGUGUAUAUAUCAGUAAGUUUUAUUUUUGGAAGGAAAUGGUUCUAUUCUUGAGACAGAAAGGAAAGCCAUUCAUUCUCAUUGUAAUGUUGUGUAAAUGUUACAAAUAAUAUCACGUUUUACACUUUCUGAUGGUCACCUGAAAUAAAGGAGAAAAGCACACUGAAA